This is a messenger RNA of Arctia plantaginis, 1032 nucleotides long. The record is from the annotation of a GenBank genome assembly. Lineage: Eukaryota; Metazoa; Arthropoda; Insecta; Lepidoptera; Erebidae.
AUGGUCAAUAUUAUGCUAAAUGGUAGACCUAAGAUCCAUGUAAUCCACAUGCAGCACUUUAGUUUUAAGUUUACGACUUCUAGUUCACAAAAGCACGCCAAAAAGAUGUUAUUCCAGUUGAUCCGGCAUUUCCACAAGGGUCCUGUGUGCAGAGCCGCAGAGUCCUCUCUCCUAGCCAAACUUAGAAAAAAAACUGGCUACACCAUUGCUAAUUGCAAAAAAGCUUUAGAAAUGCAUAACAAUGAUUCUGAACAGGCUGAGGCAUGGCUGAAUGAGCAGGCUCAAGCUAUGGGCUGGGCAAAGGCUACAAAGCUUGCAGGACGCACAGCUCUUCAAGGACUAGUUGCUGUGAAAUUUGAUAAAGGACAUGGAGCACUAGUAGAGCUAAACUGUGAAACAGAUUUUGUUGCCAAAAAUGACAAAUUCCAUAAGAUGAUUGAAGAUGCUACCAUUGCAUGUUACAAAUUUGCUCACACUCACUUGACAGCAAAAGGACCAAUCACAAAGAUGGAGUUAGAUAGUGAACAAUUAGGGAAUCUUCCUGCUGAAGGUGGAAAAAAAUUGUCAGAAACUUUGGCUUUGUUUAUUGGAUCUGUCGGUGAAAAUGCAGUUCUUAGGAGAGCAGAAUGUUGGAAGGCAAAUAGUAGUGAUAUCAAAAUAUCUGCUUAUACACACCCUGCUCCAACUGUAUCGUCCGACUAUUCUGCUGGCAAAUAUGGCGCACUACUUGCAUACAAACAACCAAAUGAUGUAGAAGAUAUAGGCAAGCAACUUUGUCAACAUAUUGUUGGCAUGGCUCCUAAAAAGAUUGGUAAUAAAGAAAUAGAUAAACCAGCUAAAGAUGCAGAUGAUGAACAAGCUCUUAUAUUCCAAGAAUAUUUGUUAGACCCGUCUUACACUGUAGAAGAAAUCUUAGAAGAGCAUAAAGUUCAAAUUAUUGAUUACGUAAGAUUCUCAUGUGGUGAAGUAAUAGAAGCAAACAUGCCAGGUGUAGAGAAACAACCAUUGGAUACAGUACAAACAUUGCAGUAA